AUGUCUGGAGCUGUUGAGAUCAAUGCCCAGCCCUGCAGCAAGGCGUUCCUUGAUGCCUUCCACGCCGAUGGACAAUUGCCUGUAGUCAAGCCGAACGGUAUACUGUUCAAGUUUACCUUCGAUGGCCCCGAUGGUCCCGAGAACCAGCUCUGCCCUCUCGACCGCAACCUCGCUGGCAUUCCCUCUGAGCUCUCGAUUAACAUUGGCAACCCUGGGCCCCAAGGUGUCAAUCGCAGCGGUUGCGUAUUCCUCGCCGGUCUGAAUGGCCUUUCAUUCCCAUUUCGUGGCCAAGUUGGUUUUGCCGCUGCGGAGUAG
Colletotrichum truncatum is the source of this 315-nucleotide messenger RNA. RefSeq lists its product as uncharacterized. Lineage: Eukaryota; Fungi; Ascomycota; Sordariomycetes; Glomerellales; Glomerellaceae. The record is from RefSeq and is a predicted model, not a curated record.